Molecule: messenger RNA, 123 nt
Organism: Haemonchus placei
Lineage: Eukaryota; Metazoa; Nematoda; Chromadorea; Rhabditida; Trichostrongylidae
Source: the annotation of a GenBank genome assembly
AUGACGGUGUGGAAGUCGUCGUUCGACAUGUUUUCCCUAUUCAUUCUUCUGUUAUUCUUACCGGAUUCCCUCGAUACACAUCCAUUACAAAACGAUUUUUUGGAUUCUUCAACACGGAGGUAG